Molecule: messenger RNA, 1533 nt
Organism: Rubroshorea leprosula
Lineage: Eukaryota; Viridiplantae; Streptophyta; Magnoliopsida; Malvales; Dipterocarpaceae
Source: the annotation of a GenBank genome assembly
UGCUUCGAGGCAAUCAUGGAGAAGCAUUCUGACUUGACAGAUUGACUACAAUGUGGAAGAAUUGAUGUUCCAAUUGGCCUGUGACCCUUCUGGAGUGGUGGCAGAAACUACAAUCAAGGAACUACUUCCUGCUGUUAUCAGUUGGGGAAAGAAAUUAGACCAUAUUUUGAGAGUUUUGCUCUCACAUAUCUUAAGUUCUGCUCAGCGGUGUCCUCCUCUUUCUGGGGUGGAAGGUUCAGUGGAGUCUCAUCUACACGUUUUAGGUGAACGAGAACGCUGGAACCUCGAUGUUUUACUUAGGAUGCUGGCAGAAUUACUUCCUUAUGUGCACCAGAAGGCAAUUGAAACAUGCCCAUAUUCUUCGGUUUCAGAGUCAGAUGGAACCAUAUUUUCUCGCCCCCUGCUUGAACUUUAUGCUGGAGGACAUGUUGAAUGGCCUGCAUUCGAAUGGAUGCAUGUUGAUUGCCUUCCUGAUUUGAUUCAACUUGCUUGCUUGUUGCCCCAAAAAGAAGAUAACUUAAGAAACCGAACUACGAAGUUUUUAUUGGCUGUAUCUCAGAGCUUUGGUGAUUCUUAUUUGACGCACAUAAUGCUACCUAUAUUCCUUAUUGCAGUUGGGGAUAAUGCUGAUUUGACAUUAAUCCCUUCCAACAUCCACUCAAGAAUUAAAGGGUUAAGACCUAGGACUGCUGUGGCUGAGAGAGUUGCUACUCUAUGUGUCCUGCCACUUCUUUUGGCAGGUGUUCUAGGUGCUCCCAGCAAGUGUGAACUGUUAGCAGAGUACUUAAGAAAGCUUUUAGUUGAUGGAACCAUGAAAGAGGAUCAAAAUUUAAAUUGCCGCAAUGAAAUUGUUGAUGCUGUCCGCUUUCUUUGCACAUUUGAAGAACAUCAUAGUAUGAUAUUCAAUAUUUUUUGGGAAAUGGUAGUAAGCUCUAACAUAGAAAUGAAGAUCAGUGCAGCCCAUCUAUUGAAAGUCAUUGUGCCAUAUAUUGAAGCAAAACUUGCUUCUACUCAUGUUCUGCCUGCGUUAGUUACCCUUGGUUCUGACCAAAAUCUCAAUGUGAAGUAUGCAAGUAUAGAUGCAUUCGGAACUGUUGCACAACAUUUUAAAAAUGAUAUGAUUGUUGAUAAAAUACGUGUUCAAAUGGAUGCUUUUCUUGAAGAUGGAUCCCAUGAAGCAACUAUUGCUGUUAUCCGUGCAUUGGUGGUAGCAGUUCCACAUACAACGGAUAGACUUAGGGAUUAUAUCCUUGACUUUGUUGCUAAAACAAUUUCCAAGACUUCUUUAGUAUUUGGAAUAUUGAGUAGUCUCACAUUUUAACUAGUAAUAUGAUACUGCUAGCGAAUCAUUUUAUUGAGCCAUUUGUUUCUUUAACAUGCUAUACAUCUUUUGUCCAAGAUUUUCCAACUGACAGGCAUGUCAGUUUCUGUAAGUGACGUGGUCCGUCGCCGUCAGAGAGCUAAUGCGUUCUGUGAAGCGAUUCGUGCUUUGGAUGCAACAGAUCUUUCUGCAAAUGGUAUUCGGGAAUUACU